UUUGAAAUCACGCAUGCACAACACCUAAAUACGUGUUUCAUGAAAGAUUGUCACUGUUGCUGCUCACUUUAGUCAGCUGGGACCCUACCGUGCAUUCUAUCAAUACAGCCUUCCCAAAUUCUACAAACUAGCAGCUUGAUGAACAGAUUAUCAAGUCUCCUAAACUUGACACUGAGGAGAGGAGACAGAGAAACGAAGGGAGACUGUAUAGAUUGCGAGGGAUUCACUCCCACUCUUUCAGUUUGAUGCAGGCUAACUUCACGCAUGCUGUUCAAUAUGUGUUCUGCUUUGUUUAUCUGUCUGCUCAUCCGAUUGUCUAAAAACAUUGGCGGGCUCCUGAGAAGCCACUCAGCUCUUCAGACUCAGAUUUAUUGGUUACUAUGAGUGAGAGCAUAAAAGUUGUGUGCCGUGUGAGGCCACUUAAUGAGCAAGAGAAAGCAAACGACAGCAAGUUUGUGGUGUCAUUCCCCGGUGAUGGAGACACAACUGUAUUUCUUGGGGGUAAAAUGUUUAGCUUUGAUCAUGUAGUUCAGCCGAAGGCAUCUCAGUUAGAGGUGUACGAAGUUGUGGCCAAGCCUAUUGUUGCAGAUGUGUUGAAUGGAUAUAAUGGAACAAUAUUCGCCUAUGGUCAAACAUCGAGUGGAAAGACUUAUACUAUGGAGGGUAUUUUAGGUGACCCAGUUUUUCAAGGUGUUAUCCCGCGGAUAGUUGAUGAUAUAUUCAACCAUAUAUACCAAAUGGACGAGAACUUGGAGUUCCACAUUAAGGUUUCUUACUUUGAAAUAUACAUGGAAAAAAUCCGUGAUCUGCUUGAUGUUUCAAAAACAAACCUACCGGUGCAUGAGGACAAAGACCGAGUUCCUUACGUGAAAGGUAUCACGGAAAAGUUUGUUUCCACUCCAGAAGAGCUAUUCAAAGCGAUUGACGAGGGGAAGGCUAACCGUCAUGUAGCCGUGACGAACAUGAAUGAGCACAGUUCUCGAAGUCACUCAGUCCUCCUGAUCAAUGUUCGACAAGAGAACUUGGAAACUCAAAAGAAACUACAUGGGAAACUUUAUCUUGUUGACUUGGCUGGUAGUGAGAAAGUUGCGAAGACAGGCGCUGAGGGUACUGUGUUGGACGAAGCCAAAAAUAUUAACAAAUCACUUUCUGCUCUUGGUAAUGUGAUCAAUGCACUUGUGGAAGGAAGUUCUCACGUCCCUUAUCGUGACUCUAAACUAACUCGCAUUCUUCAAGAAUCUCUUGGAGGGAAUGCACGAACAACUAUGGUGAUCUGUUGUUCUCCUGCUGGUUAUAAUGAAGCCGAAACGAAGUCGACCCUAAUGUUCGGUAUGCGAGCCAAGACCAUCAAGAAUUUGGUAACGGUGAAUGAAGAAAUCACGGCUGACGAAUGGCGUAGGAGGUAUGAGCAAGAAAAAGAGAAGGUUGGUAAAUCACACACUAUUGUAAGUCAUCUGGAGAGUGAAUUAAAACGUUGGCGAGCAGGUGAAACUGUUAAUCAAGCUGAUUGGUUCACGGAAAAUCAAUAUGCUGGUGCCCUAGAUGAUACAAGAGAUUCGACAACUAGAUCCAGUGUCCCCAGUACACCUAUGCUAGACAGCGUCACUACUUCUACACCACGAUCUGCUGCUCUCACAAAUGCAUCUCCAGCGAAAAAUGUUGGAGAUGUACAGUUACAGUUGCUUUAUCAACAAUUUGACGACAGAGGUGAUGAAAUAAAUAAACAAGCUGAGACAAUAGCACGUCUUCGACAGCAAAUUGAAGAGCAAGAUGUGAACAAUUCUCUGCGUACAGAAAGUGAAGGACAAUUUAAAGAAAUCACAGCUCUUCAGGCUAAAUACCAGUCGAGGAAAGAUGAAGCGAAAGAAGUCCUGCAAGCCUUAGAAGAAUUAGCAAUGAAUUAUGACCAAAAGGCUCAGGAGAUUAAUGCGAAAGCGAAAGAACUGAAGAGACUCAGGAAACCUUGCUACUACAAACCAGUUUAAUGCAUAGUAAAGACUGUGAACUGUCACAGUUGAAGGAUGCAUAUGAAAAUCAGAAGAAGAAAUAU
This is a messenger RNA of Trichobilharzia regenti, 2050 nucleotides long. NCBI's taxonomy places the organism in Eukaryota, Metazoa, Platyhelminthes, Trematoda, Strigeidida, Schistosomatidae. The record is from the annotation of a GenBank genome assembly.